Suillus subalutaceus is the source of this 636-nucleotide messenger RNA. Its product is annotated as P-loop containing nucleoside triphosphate hydrolase protein. Gene Ontology annotation, biological process: regulation of endocytosis. Gene Ontology annotation, cellular component: endosome. The coding region runs from base 1 to 636 and encodes 211 amino acids. Lineage: Eukaryota; Fungi; Basidiomycota; Agaricomycetes; Boletales; Suillaceae. Gene Ontology annotation, molecular function: GTPase activity; GTP binding. The record is from RefSeq and is a predicted model, not a curated record. The transcript has 6 exons.
AUGGCAGGAAUUACUUGGCACUAUGUCCUGAAAUUUAUUAUCACAGGCGAUGCUGGAGUUGGCAAGUCAUCUUUACUUAUCCGCUUGACAGACCAACGUUUUCUUGCGAACCCCGACCCAACCUUAGGAGUAGAAUUCGGCUCGAAACUGAUUGAAAUACCCGAAGAAGGGAAGGUUAUCAAGCUUCAAUGCUGGGAUACUGCUGGAACAGAAUCCUUUAGGUCAAUUACACGGUCAUACUACCGUGGUGCCGCGGGCUGCUUGCUGGUCUAUGACGUGACAUCUCGAAAGAACGUACGAGAGCAUGCUGACCCUCAUUUAACUUGCAUACUGGUCGGAAAUAAAAUUGAUCUAUGCAACGAAGAAGCAGAAGGCGAGUCGAGUCGACGAAGAGAAGUUUCAACUGACGAAGCGGAUGAAUGGGCGAGGAAGGAAGGAUUGCUAUUCUUGGAAGCAAGCGCAAAAUCGGGGAGCAACGUUGAUUUGGCGUUUGAGAAAGCUUCGUGCGAUAUCCUCCACAAGAUCAAUCGGGGCGUUUUUGAUGACAAUCGAUCCCCAGGAGUGAAGCUGUCAAAGCCAACGAAUGGAAGCGUCGCCCUGAAUCAAGCCUCAAAUAAACAGGGAUGCUGUUCAUGA